Messenger RNA from Penicillium malachiteum, 849 nucleotides. RefSeq names its product O-methyltransferase. The coding region runs from base 1 to 849 and encodes 282 amino acids. The record is from RefSeq and is a predicted model, not a curated record. The transcript has 3 exons. NCBI's taxonomy places the organism in Eukaryota, Fungi, Ascomycota, Eurotiomycetes, Eurotiales, Aspergillaceae. Gene Ontology annotation, molecular function: O-methyltransferase activity.
AUGUCUUUUCGAAACACUUCGCCACCCGCUCACGCCCGCCCCGGGCAGCAUUCCGACGAGGAUGACCGCACAAGAAGACUUCUCCGAUGGGUCUUCGCCCGGAAGGAUCUCGACGAGAUUCGCGGAAACCCGGACAAAGUCCUUGCUCUCAUUGAUGAAUUCAGCGAGACAGAGCGCAUGAUGACCGUUGGUCAGGACAAGGGCAAGUAUGUGCUUGAUCUCAUUAACGAGGUUAAGCCCGGCACUAUGAUUGAGCUUGGUUGUUUCGUCGGAUACUCCGCCAUUAUGUUUGGCGAUGCGUGUCGUCGAAACGGUGGCCAGCGUUACCUCAGUCUGGAGCUGAACCCAGAGUGGGCUGCUGUGGCUAACAUGCUGGUUGAACUUGCCGGUCUUCGCAGCUUCGUCACCAUCCUGGUGGGGCGCAGUGACGUGACCUUGGAUAAACUCUAUCAAACUGGCGAUGUGAAGGAGAUUGAGCUUCUUUUCAUUGAUCAUUAUAAGCCUGCCUACCUGACUGAUUUAAAACUGUUGGAACAUCAUGGUCUGAUUCAGCAGGGCUCCGUUCUGGCGGCGGAUAAUGUCCUCCACCCGGGCAACCCGCCUUAUUUGGAGUAUGUCCGAAGCACGGUCGAGGAGAAACGGGAGGUAGCGAAGAAGGGACCCAACAAGGGUUACAACGUGGAAGGCAUGCGCGACCGCGCUGUGAAUUCUUUUAUGCCUGAGGGUGAUGUUCCUUUCCUCGAGACUGUUGGAAACCCCAAUCUCGUGUAUCAGAGUGAGCUUCGGCAACCAGAGGGUCACCGGGAUGCAAUUGAGGUGACUCGUUGUGUUGGAGUACAGGAAGCAUAG